CCCUGGUGUCUAGUUAUAUUUCUGGCUGAGUUCUCAAUAGGUGGUUUACUUCCUUAUUUUCUCCAUGCUGCUCCAGCCCUGCUCUUUCCUCUGAACAUUGUUUUUCCCUUGUUUGUUUUUAGGGCUGCUCAAGCAAAUUGACGCGGGUGGAGACAUGUUUGUCGCUGGUGUCAACACGAAUGAUGACAUCUACUGUCUGUCUCGUCCAGCAGCGGUCUCUGCGAAUGGUGUCUCUGACUUGCCCUGGGUCAAAAAUGAAGGAAAGCUGAAGUACUACAGCUGUGGUUUGUGGGGCUGCUGGGGAGUUAACUCAGCUGAUGAUAUCUAUUUCCGGUUUGAUGUCACCCCGGAUCCUUGUGAAGGAUCCAGGUGGGAACAGAUUCCAGGCAAGCUGUCCAUGAUUGAAGUUGCUUCCGAAGGCUCUGUCUAUGGCGUGAACAGUGCAGGACAAAUAUAUCGCAGGGAUGGAAUCACUAAAAGCAACCCCGUCGGCACCAGCUGGACCCAGGUGGCCAGUUUCAUCUGCAAAUGCAAACAUGUGUCCUAUGACCAGGGCCUGCUGUGGCUUAUCAUUGACCAGGACAAGAUUGUGAAAUGCCGGAUCUAAAUGAGACUCCCGCCAUCUCAGCCUCACAGUGAGU
Molecule: messenger RNA, 641 nt
Organism: Chrysemys picta bellii (western painted turtle)
Lineage: Eukaryota; Metazoa; Chordata; Testudines; Emydidae
Source: RefSeq, a predicted model, not a curated record